Mollisia scopiformis is the source of this 312-nucleotide messenger RNA. RefSeq lists its product as uncharacterized. Gene Ontology annotation, molecular function: ATPase inhibitor activity. The transcript is spliced from 3 exons. Gene Ontology annotation, cellular component: mitochondrion. The record is from RefSeq and is a predicted model, not a curated record. Gene Ontology annotation, biological process: negative regulation of ATP-dependent activity. NCBI's taxonomy places the organism in Eukaryota, Fungi, Ascomycota, Leotiomycetes, Helotiales, Mollisiaceae. The coding region runs from base 1 to 312 and encodes 103 amino acids.
AUGUACCGACAAUCCAUCACCAGAGCUGUUCGCCCAGCAUUGCGUUCAUCCCUCCAAUCCCGAGCUGCAUUCUCAACCUCCAUCAGAGCCAUGGCUGGUGGUGAUACCGGAGCUCCACGAACGGGUGGAGUUGCUACUGGAGACGCAUUCACGAAGAGAGAGAAGGCCAAUGAGGACUAUGCUAUCCGUCUGCGUGAGAAGGAAAAGCUCUUGGAGCUGAGAAAGAAGAUUGCCGAGCAACGCGAACACUUGGACAAGCUCUCGGAACACAUUGAGGAGAUGGCCAAGGAGCAAGGUGGCGAGCAGAAGUAA